Bathycoccus prasinos is the source of this 1050-nucleotide messenger RNA. RefSeq lists its product with no specific name. Lineage: Eukaryota; Viridiplantae; Chlorophyta; Mamiellophyceae; Mamiellales; Bathycoccaceae. The transcript has a single exon. The record is from RefSeq and is a predicted model, not a curated record. Bases 1 to 1050 code for a protein of 349 amino acids.
AUGACGAUGAUGAUGCGACAGAAAACAAGGUCUUCGUCGAGAAGAUUUCUUGUCGUUCUUCUCGCCGUGUGCUUAUCGUUCGUCUUGAUUCAAUCGACGACGAACGUGAAUGGAGGAUUCACACAAGUAGCAGCGCAAGAAGAGGACGAUGGAGAUGACGAUGGAGGAGAAAUUAGCAACAACAACAACGAGGAGGAAGAGGAGGGAGAAAUAGACACGAAAUCAACCGUAGAGGAGGAAAAUUUGAACGACCCGGGGUCAUUCGGCGAACUUCCCGCGUACGGUGAAAACGACUCGUUCGGGAGACGCACGGGGAGUCGAUGGACUGGGGCCGGAGCCGCCAUGUUGUGGGACGUUGGAGAAACGUUCGAAAAGGCGUGGGAUGCCGGGUACAAGAAGAUUUCCACGCACGCGGCGCCUAGACUGUCCGCCGCCCACGACUGGUCUCAUAAAUACAUUCAUGAAAACAUUCGCGAUUACGUCCCGAAGGAGUACUCGCCGUUUGUUGCCGCCGUGAUUACGUAUUCGUUACCGUUGUUGCCGGUGUGCGUGGUGAUUUUCAUUUUGAAUAGAUUGACGGCAAUGUUGAGUUUGCAGAAAGUGUUGUUAGUUGUGAACGCUUACAACGCGACGUAUUGCUUCAUCUUGUGGUUCAUCAACGCGCUCACUGGAAACGAGCCGAUGGCGAGUUUACAAGCGUCCAACGAAGCCGAUUACAUCAUCUUACAGUUUUUGAAGUGCGUGUCGUACGCGGUAUAUUUGUUCUUGCAAUUGUUUCACAUCGCCAUUUUGUCCGGAACAAAAGCGGAAACGAUGAAAACGGUGGCGAUUGGCAACUUCUUCUUAUCCGUCUGCAUUGGAUUUCACUACUUUAUCAAAGUUUGGUCUCCAGCGAUGCACGGACACCCACCGGCGACGAGCCAAAUCACGUACAUUUUGUACACGAUGAUGUUCGGGACGAUGGCGUAUUCGAGUUACUUGCGAGAUCCUCAAGAAAGAGCGCAAGCUGCUUCGGUAUCGACCAUGUUUGGCGUGGAUAAACAGUUUUAA